Cladocopium goreaui is the source of this 1152-nucleotide messenger RNA. NCBI's taxonomy places the organism in Eukaryota, Dinophyceae, Suessiales, Symbiodiniaceae. The record is from the annotation of a GenBank genome assembly.
AUGGACGAGAUGGUCAAUUUGACGGUGCAGAUGCCCUUGAGCGAGCAGGAUCUGCGAGCCCUGAAGCACACACGGGGGCGUCGCCGGCUUCGCGACGUCGAGGCCAAGUGUCCUCCUGGAGUCUUGCUGAAGCUGAACAAGGACUACGGCGACUACGGAGUGCUAGAGAUAUCUGGGCCAGCAGAAAAGGUUCAAAUGGCUCAGAAGCGGGUGGAGGAAUGCACUGGGCCAAUCAAGGAGCUUUCUUCUGCAGUGUGGUAUGAGCUGCUGAGAACCAGGAAGGGCUUUGGGGCCCUCAACUUGAUCCAAAAACUCACAGGCUGUCGGCUCCACUUGGAGCGAAAUGCAAGCCAGGUGAGAUUGUUGGGAUCAGCUCAUGCUGCUGCUUGGGCCAGUGCCCUCAUAGGAAAUCUGGAGGAGAUGUGCGUCGAAGCGCGUGUGCCAGCUGAGCUUCUCUCAAUCAAACCCGAUCAGAAACUGCUUAGCCGAAUUGCAUGCCAAACCUCUGUGACUUUGUGCUUCCAGGAGUCAGAGCUUUGCGUGAUGGGCUUCAGGGCUGCUGUCCACAAUGCAAUGGCCGAGAUGCAAAGACUAGUCAGACUAGCAAGAUCUGGGGCCAACCUUAGCGACCUUGUGGAUGUGGAUUUUCCCUCCAAUUCCAUGGAGCAGGAAGUGCAGAACCUGGCACCCUUGCUUCCCUUGGCACAUGAGUGGGCAGAUGGACCAAAGAAAAGUCCAGUCUGUCCUGAUGGAGCAAGCUAUCUCCAUGUACUUCCCAGCGACAUUGCAUUUUGCCAUGAUACUGUGGCGCCUGAUUUCAAGAAUGGAAGGUCUAUCCUAACAACCUUGCUGGACUUGGCCAGUGGGGAUAUCAGCCUUCGAGACGUUUCUAUGAUGGAGGUGGUCUUCUUUCAAGACCGUUUGCAUUCGCUCAGCAAUCGGCGACUCUGCUUGUAUAUGUUGUGCGAACACUACGGGCUCAUCGACAAACGUGUGCCCGUGAAGGUGAGACUCUUGGAGAAACCUCCACAUACUUUUAAGAACAAGUACACGACAACGUGCCGCGGAGAAUGGGUCCGUGUCCGCAGAGAUGGUCGCAUUUGUUCGCGGCAGCGGGAUGAGACGACCUUCGGACGUGAUUUGUUCACUUAA